Molecule: messenger RNA, 1905 nt
Organism: Guyanagaster necrorhizus
Lineage: Eukaryota; Fungi; Basidiomycota; Agaricomycetes; Agaricales; Physalacriaceae
Product: dihydroxyacetone kinase 1
Exons: 8
Biological process (GO): glycerol catabolic process
Cellular component (GO): cytosol
Molecular function (GO): glycerone kinase activity; ATP binding
Source: RefSeq, a predicted model, not a curated record
CAUGUCUUUGCAGAAGCACCUUCUGAACUCCCCAGCAACGCUGGUAUCAGAGUCUCUACAGGGCCUUUGCGCGGUCAAUCCCCAGCUUGCAUACGACCCGGAGAAUCAAGUUGUCUACAGAAGAACUAUUGACCCAUCCAAAGUCGCCGUUAUAUGUGGUGGAGGCUCUGGACAUGAGCCGUCGCAUGCUGGCUUCGUUGGAGAGGGUAUACUAAGCGCGGCUGUCUGUGGAAGCGUCUUUGCAUCCCCAAACGCCAGCCAAGUUCGUCGUGGAAUUGAUCUCGUGGAGAACGAUGCCGGAACCCUCAUUGUUGUCAAAAAUUAUACGGGUGACGUUCUGAAUUUCGGCUUGGCCAAGGAACAAUAUGCAGCCGAGCACGGCAAGAAACCGAAUCAAGUCAAGUUCUUAGUUGUCGGUGACGACGUCGCAGUCGGUAAGACGCAAGGAGACAUUGUCGGUCGAAGGGGCCUCGCUGGCGUCGUCCUUGUAUACAAGAUUGCCGGUGCGUUGGCAGCCCAGGGUGGAAGCCUCGAUGAAGUAUACAGCAUCGCCCAAUACGUCUCUUCCCGCAUCGGCACCAUUGGUGUCGGCCUCGAGCACUGUCAUGUACCAGGUACGGCCACGGGUGAAACUCACUUGGCCGCAGACGAAAUCGAGAUAGGACUCGGGAUCCAUAACGAGCCAGGAAACAAGCGCAUCAAGCCUGUCCCGCCUCUCAAGGAGCUCGUUCCACAAUUGCUUGACCUCAUCAUGUCCACAACCGAUAAGGAGCGCUCCUUCCUUCCAUUCAAGAACGACGGCAAGGACGAAGUUGUACUUCUUGUCAAUAAUCUCGGAGGUCUAAGUGAGCUCGAGCUGAGUGGGAUCACGCACUCUGCCAGCGAAGAACUGAAGAAUCGCAAAGUUGUUGUCUCACGAAUCAUCUCAGGUACAUUCAUGACCAGUCUGAACAUGCCUGGGUUUUCGAUCUCCCUUGUCCUCCUUCCCCGGGAUGGAGAUGUGGAUGCGCCAAAGGCUUCACAGGUCCUUUCUCUCCUUGACGCGAAGGCGGAAACACCAGGAUGGAAAUGGACGUCGACUUCAAAGCCUAACGCAUCCUUCACGCUGGAUAAGGGUCUCAAGUCAACGACAACUACCAAAUCGACAGACGCUGGCAGCCUUUCAGCGGCAGAUCCCAAGGGGUUCAUCGAGGCCAUCAAACGUGCUUGCCAGGCCGUAGUAGACGAGGAGCCUGAAAUCACCAGAAUGGACACCAUUGCCGGAGACGGAGACUGUGGACUUACACUGAAAGCGGGUUCCGAUGGUGUCAGUGAAGAGAUCGUUGCAGGCAACAUCAAAGGAACCGAUCUCGUAAACGACAUUGUUGACAUUGCCAAAGUCGCCGAAAAGAAGAUGGGCGGAACCAGUGGUGCACUUUAUUCGAUAUUCUUUUCUGCCCUGGCGCAAGGACUCCAAGCCAACGCUGGUUCUUCUACCACCGUGACAGACGACAUAUGGAAAUUGGCAUUGUCGGACGCUUUGGCGAAGCUGUACACCUACACUCGCGCCCGUCCUCCUUCGCGUACUCUCGUUGACCCCCUUGCUGCAUUCAUCACCAAUGUGGGUCAAGGCUUCCCGGCAGCGGUGAAGGAUGCUUCGGAUGCUGCAGAAUAUACGAAGAACGUCAAGGCAAAGGCCGGAAGGAGUGCUUAUGUCGAUAGCAGUUUGUUGACGAAGGAACAAGUGCCGGAUCCUGGAGCGUGGGGUGUUCGUACGAUUCUGCAGGCCUUGUUCGUGUAGAUGCAAACUUCGGUAUUAAAGUCCUGAAUGAUGGAAAGCAGCUGUAUUUGUAUCCGAGAUGGAUCGAUUGGGAAAUCGAUGUUAUCUAAUGAAGGAAUAACAAACCUGGUGAACAGUGUAAGCUC